Molecule: messenger RNA, 2563 nt
Organism: Corvus hawaiiensis (hawaiian crow)
Lineage: Eukaryota; Metazoa; Chordata; Aves; Passeriformes; Corvidae
Gene: POFUT2
Product: protein O-fucosyltransferase 2
Exons: 9
Coding region: 1-1338 (445 amino acids)
Biological process (GO): protein O-linked glycosylation via fucose
Molecular function (GO): peptide-O-fucosyltransferase activity
Source: RefSeq, a predicted model, not a curated record
AUGGCGGCGCAGGGGCCCGGCAGCCGCUGCCCCUCGGCGCUGCCGUUGCUGCUGCUCGGCCUGGCCGCCGCCGCCUUCCCGCCGCCGCCCGCCGCCGCCUCCGAGCCGCCGCCCGCCGCCCUCCGCGCCGGCCACGCCGCCUCCUCGCUGCCCGCCGCCGCCGCCGCCCCGCGCACCAGAUACCUUUUGUACGAUGUAAACCCCCCUGAAGGGUUCAACCUUCGCAGAGAUGUCUACAUUCGCAUUGCUUCCCUUCUGAAGACCCUGCGGAAAAGCGAAAACUGGGUGUUGGUUCUGCCUCCCUGGGGACGUCUUUAUCACUGGCAGAGCCCUGACAUCCUCCAGGUCCGGAUCCCUUGGUCCGAGUUCUUCGAUAUCCCAAGCCUCAACAGGAACAUCCCUGUCAUCGAAUAUGAGCAGUUCCUUGCAGAAUCAGGUGGGCCUUUUAUUGAACAGAUUUAUGUGCUACAAGGCUAUGCAGAAGGAUGGAAAGAAGGAACAUGGGAAGAAAAAAUAGAUGAAAGGCCGUGCAUUGAUCAGCUGAUGUACUCCAAUGACAAACAUGGCUACUACAGGGGCUGGUUCUGGGGUUACGAGGAAACACGAGGCCUAAAUGCCUCUUGCUUGUCUGUCCAAGGAUCUGCCUCUAUUGUGGCUCCCAUCCUUCUGAAGAACACUUCAGCGCAGUCAGUGAUGUUAGACAGAGCUGAAAACCUUCUUCAUGACCACUACGGAGGGAAAGAUUAUUGGAAUACCCGUCGGAGCAUGGUGUUUGCUAAACACCUCCGCGUGGUGGGAGACGAGUUCAGGAGGAAAUACCUUCAGUCCACGGAUGAGGCAGACAGGACUCAGUACAAGGAGGACUGGACACAGAUGAAGGUUAAGACGGGCACAGCUCUAGGUGGCCCAUACCUUGGGGUUCAUCUCAGAAGGAGAGACUUCAUUUGGGGUCACAGAGAAGAUGUGCCUUCCCUGCGAGCAGCAGUAAAGAAAAUCCGCAGCCUCUUGGAGACUCUUAAACUUGAAAAGGUUUUCGUAGCCACUGAUGCUGUUGAGGAAGAGAUUGAACUGCUCAAGAAACUGCUGCCUGAGAUGGUGAGGUUUGAACCCUCUUGGGAGGAGCUGGAACUCUAUAAGGAUGGGGGCUUGGCCGUGAUUGACCAGUGGAUUUGCGCACAUGCAAGGUAUUUUAUAGGCACCUCAGUUUCAACGUUUUCCUUCCGAAUCCACGAGGAAAGGGAGAUCUUGGGAUUUGAUCCAAAAACAACUUACAACCGAUUUUGUGGUGAAACAGAGAAAAACUGUGAGCAGCCAACUCACUGGAAAAUUGUAUAUUAAACACAGAGAACUACAAAGGUUUCGAUACUGUGAGAGCUCCAUAAUAAGGAAAAAUCGUGGGGAAUUACCUACCUUGGAACAAACUACGACCCAGUCCUGCACGCUCAGCUCCCGCUCCCCUUCCAUCGUGGGUGUGUUGUGGGGUGGCUGUACUGUCUCUGGACCUCACAGCAUUUUUACCUGGCUGCCCCACCCAGGUCCUUGGUAUGUUCUGCUCUGGCUGCCUUCCCUGAGUGGUCCCACAGGCACCAAGUGGGGUGCUACAGACCACAGGGGCCUCUUGGCUGCAGAGGUGGGUGAUGGGAGGCGGCAAAGCAAUGUCCAGGAUGCAGCUGUUCAAACCAGCCUCACCUGCUGGAGCAUUUCUUACCUGGCCGUGGUUCCCUCUUCUGGUCUGUGGUCAUUUUUUACCUGAAGGGCUGGGGGGCCUGGCCAUGUCAUGGGGAGUGCUCACCCUGGGAGCACCAGUCUACCCACGGAGGAACCAAGCUGCCACCGGAAUUAAAGCAGGUGGGGGCUGCUCGCACUCCUAGGGAGGAGCCUGCAAUGCCCAUCCCUUGGGCACUCAUUCUUCAUGUGAAGACACAUUGCCCAGCAGAGAAACAGGUUGGUGCCUGGUGGAGCAGGGCCAAGAUUCCAUAUUCCCGAGGCAGUUCCCUCGUCUGCAUCCUGCAGCACUGGCCAGGGCUGGGAGAGGAGGGGUGGCUGGGUGUUCUCAGCACACUGCUGGAAGUGUAGCAGGGCUGGUGGCCCUCUCAGGAGGGUCCCGAUUGCUCCAGGGCCUCGCUUUUCCACUGGUUUCUUUCACAAAGGAAAGACAUGCGGAAGGCAGCACCAUCACCACAGCCCUGUACUCAGGAGUCCAUCAGCCUUCCCCACAGUGAGGGUGGCUAAACCCUUGAACCACUCUGCCAAACUCAGCACUGCUGCAGAUCUACGAGACAACAGCACUUUGCCCACAGGUGCCUUCUUCUGACGCAUUUCCCAUUAUGUGUCCAGAGCGAUCCAAGUGCUUAUUUUACAUCUCCACAAGCAUGGUCAAAGCCACACGUACAGAGCAGUAACAAAUUCUCACAGUGUACCAAUAGAAACAAGCAGAUUUAAUAACAUUAUUUCUUAGACAACUCUUGGGAAUGAAACCAAAUGCAAAGAAAAAAAUCUAAAUGUAAAAAAUGAAGAUGUUAGCAAUGAAAAAAACACACUGAUACAGUGUUCCUGCUUUUGA